Molecule: messenger RNA, 1840 nt
Organism: Cyprinodon variegatus (sheepshead minnow)
Lineage: Eukaryota; Metazoa; Chordata; Actinopteri; Cyprinodontiformes; Cyprinodontidae
Gene: gmppb
Product: GDP-mannose pyrophosphorylase B
Exons: 9
Coding region: 170-1234 (354 amino acids)
Biological process (GO): GDP-mannose biosynthetic process; cell wall mannoprotein biosynthetic process
Cellular component (GO): cytoplasm
Molecular function (GO): mannose-1-phosphate guanylyltransferase (GTP) activity; GTP binding
Source: RefSeq, a predicted model, not a curated record
CUGCAGAACCGGAAGCCAAACAAGGGAUUCGGGUUUGAGGAAUGUUACGUGUCAUUUUCAGAGUUUCAGUCAUUCAGGAAUCUGCCCAGCACCUUCAUUGGUCAGCUCACAGCAUCCCCCGUCCCCCCCCCUCCUUCCAUCUCUUCUCACUGCUGCUAACGGCUGAAGGAUGAAGGCGUUGAUCCUGGUCGGCGGCUACGGGACGCGGCUGCGGCCGCUCACCCUGAGCGUCCCCAAACCGCUGGUGGAGUUCUGCAACAAGCCCAUUCUGCUGCACCAGGUGGAGGCGCUGGUCAAGGCCGGGGUGAACCACGUAGUCCUGGCUGUCAGCUACAUGUCGGAGCUGCUGGAGAGAGAGAUGAGAGUCCAGGAGCAGCGGCUCGGCAUCCAGAUCUCUCUGUCUCAUGAGAAGGAGCCUCUGGGAACUGCGGGGCCCCUGGCUCUGGCCCGAGAGCUGCUGAACGUGGACAACGAGCCGUUCUUCGUCCUCAACUCGGAUGUCAUCUGCGACUUUCCUUUCAAAGACCUGCUGCAGUUCCACCGCGGCCACGGCAAGGAGGGGACCAUCGUGGUGAGAAACCAUCAGAAAUACGUCCUUUAUGUGACGCUAGUGGAAAAUAAAGUAUUAAAAAAAUCAACAGCCAUUUUACUCCCAGUACAGCCAAACAAAAAACUGUACAGAUUUGACCGCUGCUGUUCUGUUUGUGUGCAGCUCAGACCGACGUCCAUCGAAAAGGAAAUAUUUCCUGUCAUGGCAGGGGAGAGCCAUCUGUACGCCAUGGAGCUGCAGGGGUUCUGGAUGGACAUCGGCCAGCCCAAAGACUUCCUGACGGGAAUGUGUAUGUACCUGCAUUCGCUACGGCAACACGCUCCAGAGAGGCUGCGUACGGGACCCGGUUUCCUUGGCAACGUCCUGGUGGACCCGACGGCGCAGAUCGGGGAGAACUGCACCAUCGGGCCGAACGUCACCAUUGGCGCCGGAGUCGUGGUGGAGGACGGCGUGAGGAUUAAGCGAUGCACGGUACUGAAGGGGUCGAGGGUGCGAUCGCACUCCUGGUUGGAGAGCUGCAUCGUCGGGUGGAGCUCCUCUGUGGGGCAGUGGGUGCGGAUGGAGAACGUAACGGUGUUGGGAGAGGACGUGAUUGUAAACGACGAGCUCUACCUGAACGGCGCCAACGUCCUGCCCCAUAAAUCCAUCAACGAGUCGGUCCCAGAGCCGCGCAUCAUCAUGUAGCGCCACGCGGGGGAAGUGGGAGGAAAAUCUGGACGUCAUCAUCCUCUGCUAACCGAUCGGCCAGCGCUGUGCCUGCGUGAGGCGAGGAGAAACCCGACAGGUGGAAGAUAAACGACCGGCGCUUUUCUUUUUUUAUUUAAAUUUGAUUUGGACUCGUUUUUGGCCCUGCUUGGCUGCAGCCUCCUAAAGUCAGAAAUCAGGACUCAAACGGCAGGGACUCCAAACUGACAGAGGUCAAACGCCUUCGUCCUGAAGGGGACGGACAUGAUGGAGGGGAAACGAAGGGAGGGGGUGGUGCACCUGGUGGUAGGGUAAAGAUGGACGGGUUUCUGGGUGGUGGGCUUAGAGAAAGAAACAUUGCUACUUUGACUUUAUGCAUUUAGUCUCUGAAGGAUCAAACGACAGCCUCCAUGUCCAAAUCAUGACUGUUGCUCAGAAAGUUUGAAAAACGUGUUAAAAUGUGAACAUUUGUUAUUUCUCUGUCAGUCUGAUGAAUGUAGAGCAGCAGAACUUCGCCUCUAACAUCAGAACCUGGAAUGAGGUGAAGUGUGGAGCCGACAUAUAGUGAAGCAGUUUUAGAUUAAAACUGAUCAAACUCAACAGAUU